Clarias gariepinus (North African catfish) is the source of this 2523-nucleotide messenger RNA. Its product is annotated as DNA topoisomerase I, mitochondrial. The coding region runs from base 102 to 2330 and encodes 742 amino acids. Gene Ontology annotation, biological process: chromosome segregation; DNA replication; DNA topological change. Lineage: Eukaryota; Metazoa; Chordata; Actinopteri; Siluriformes; Clariidae. Gene Ontology annotation, cellular component: nucleolus; chromosome. The transcript has 20 exons. Gene Ontology annotation, molecular function: DNA topoisomerase type I (single strand cut, ATP-independent) activity; DNA binding. The record is from RefSeq and is a predicted model, not a curated record.
GUUCAAUCCCACAGUCCUCCUCAGUCGAGGUGUGGAGUCUAACUGUGGAGGUAACUAAUCAGUGAGUUUUGUACACAUUUUAUUGAUCACCUGUCUGAAUCAUGGCUCAAGAGGACAAAGUGAAAAAGGUGAAGGUGAAAAAAGCCAAAGAAAGCGUGCAGAGUGAUGACUUUUCCAGCAGAGAUGCACACCUGAAAGUCAAGAAGGUGAAAACCAAAAGCACGGACAAGUCCCAGCAGGGGCAGAAGGCCUCAGAGGAGCACAAGGUCAAGAGUCCGAAAAAGGAGAGUACAGAAUUUGAAAUUGCUAACGGCGAAAGGUUUAAAGAGGAUGCCGAUAAGGGUGACUUCAAGCCAGAGAAGAAAGGCAAGAAAAGGAAAAGAAAGCUGGAGUCAGUUGAUCUGUCUAGCUCUCCCUCACUUUCCCUGCCCAAGAAGAAGGAAAAAGGCCCAUAUGAGGGUGAAGCAGGCUCUCGUCCGCAGAAAAAGAAGAGAAAGACGGAAGCGGGAGAUAAGAAGGUGAAAGAAGAAGAAGAUGAUCAACCCAUCACAGCAAAGAAGAAGAAGAAGACAAAGGAGGAGAUUGAAGCAGCCAGGGCGCUUAAGAUUAAGAAGAAAGAGGAAGAGGAGCAGCAGCGUUGGCGUUGGUGGGAGGAGGAGAAAUAUGAAGACGGUAUCAAGUGGAAGUUUUUGGAACACAAGGGGCCUUAUUUCCCUCCCGAGUACCAGCCGCUCCCAGACAACAUCAAGUUCUACUAUGAUGGCAAGCCUGUAAAGCUGAGCUUGGCGGCUGAGGAAGUGGCUUUGUUCUUUGCUCAGAUGCUGGAUCACGAGUACACCACUAAAGAUGUGUUUCGAGACAACUUCUUCAAAGAUUGGAGGAAGGAGAUGACGCUGGAGGAGCGGAUGCUGAUCACUGAUCUCAAUAAGUGUGACUUUGGAGAACUGCAUGGCAUGCACAGGGAGAAGGUGGAGGCAAGGAAGAACAUGAGCAAAGAAGAAAAACUGGUUAUUAAAGAGGCCAAUCAGAAGAUUCUGGAGGAGUACGGCUACUGUAUGUUGGACCACCAUCGGGAGCGCAUCGGCAACUUUAAGAUUGAGCCUCCGGGAUUGUUCAGAGGCCGAGGAGAACAUCCUAAACAGGGCAUGCUGAAGAAGAGGAUCCAGCCGGAAGACGUUAUCAUCAACUGCAGCCGUCACUCCCGUAUCCCAGAGCCCCCUGCUGGUCACCACUGGAAAGAGGUACGACAUGACAACACUGUGACCUGGCUGGCCAGCUGGACCGAGAACGUCCAGGGUUCCUGCAAAUACAUCAUGCUGAACGCAAACUCCAAACUCAAAGGAGAAAAGGACUGGGAGAAAUACGAAGUGGCUCGCAAGCUGAAGACGUGUGUAGAUGCGAUCCGAGCCCAGUAUCAGGAGGACCUGAAGUCCAAAUUGAUGGGCACACGCCAGAGAGCUGUAGCCCUCUAUUUCAUUGACAAGCUGGCUCUGAGAGCAGGUAAUGAAAAGGAAGAGGGGGAGACGGCGGACACGGUGGGUUGCUGCUCUCUGCGUGUCGAGCACAUUACCUUACACGACACACUCGAUGGAGAGAAAUGUGUGGUGGAGUUUGACUUCCUGGGUAAAGAUUGCAUCCGUUACUACAACAAGGUUCCUGUCUCGAAAAGGGUUUUCAAAAACCUCAAGCUUUUUAUGCAAAACAAGCAAGAAGGAGAUGACCUGUUUGAUCAAUUAAAUACGGCGAUGUUGAAUAAGCAUCUGAGUUCUCUGAUGCCUGGUCUUACCGCGAAGGUUUUUAGGACCUACAACGCCUCCAUGACACUGCAGCAGCAGCUCAAAGAGCUCAGCAAUCCUUUAGAUAAUGCGGCAGAGAAGCUGCUGUCCUAUAACAGAGCGAACCGUGCGGUUGCAGUUCUCUGUAACCAUCAGCGGGCGCCGCCAAAGACCUUCGAGCAGUCCAUGGCCAACCUGCAGGCUAAGAUUGAGAGUAGGAAGGAACAGCUAGCACUUGCUAAAAAGGAGCUGAAACAAGCCAAGAAGGAAGCCAAAGGGAGCUCAGACAGCAAACUUCUGGCUGUGGUGGAGAAGAAGAAGAAGGCAGUGCAACGAUGUGAAGAGCAGCUGCUCAGGAUGGAGGUUCAGGCGACGGACCGGGAAGAGAACAAGCAGAUAGCCCUGGGCACCUCCAAACUAAACUACCUGGAUCCACGCAUCAGUGUGGCCUGGUGUAAGAACAUGGAGGUGUCACUUGAUAAGAUUUACAACAAGACUCAGAGGGAUAAGUUUGCCUGGGCCAUCGACAUGACUGAGCUGGACUUUAAGUUUUAACACCAUGCUGUGCAUUUAUAGUUCCGGUUAAACCUUACCGUUAAGUUUUUAUAAAAGCACUUCUAGAUGAAUAUUUUAGCAUAAAUUGUUACUUUUAAAAUGCUGUAAGUUUAUUCUGUUCUUUUAAUUAAAUUUAAGCAACAUAUACAUUUUUUUCUACUAGAACCUUCAUUAAACAGUUGCAUGUUUCAUA